GGCACUUCUAUCUCGCCUUCUUGCUUGCGAAUCCAUAGUAACAGGCUGUGCCUGGAUUUUCUCCAUUCGCAGUCAUCGCGGUCAUCUACCUUGAUCCGCCGAUCCGGCGACGGUAUCCCCAUCUCACCAGUUCAAUCCUGGUCUUCACGAGAUAAUAAAGGAUGGGCCGAGGUAAAUAUCUAGCGACUGAGGGGUCAGUCAGGAAAACUCAGCAUCUGAAGCCGGUUGAAGAGGACAGACGGUAAAAGGCCAACAUUAGCCACCAACAGACUCACUGUGGAUAGAUCUCUUGGUGGGCAUGGAGGCUCGCAGGCGCCCUGGCAAAACAACCGGCUUGUUAGUCCAACAGACGUGACGCGGCCUGCACAUAUGGCUGAUGGGCCCCGGGUUCUGGUCACGGCCUCUGGACUGGCAUUCAGUCUGGUUGCCAUUUCUGUCUAGGAUCCGGUGCAAUUCACCCAUUCCUUUGCACGCCAUUUGUCCAGACGUGAAGCUCGGAGAGGUUGAGUUAGUAUUAGUCUAUUUAGUUGGCCGCAGUCCUGUUGAGCGUCCGCAUCAAAUCCCGCUAAGGGUGGAGCGAGCGGGAGCGCACUGUUCUUAAACAGAAGGUCUUGACUCAGGCGCCAGACAAGUUCAGUCCUCUCGAAAAAAAAAAGGCCAAAAAAAAAAAGAUGGCGACGAAGCCUACCAUUGUCUUCUCGAUUGGCGCGUGGCUGACACCUCCUGCCUUUAACGCUCUUCGUGCAAAGCUUUUGGAGAGAUGCAUUCCAUCUGAAGCGCCCCCGCACCCUUCUAUCGGCGCCGAGCCUCCAAAUAAAACCCUCGCAGAUGACAUCGCGUCGCUCAGCUCGGUGUUGAAGAAGCUGGUGGAAGUGGAAGGGAAAGAUGUCGUGGUCAUCGGGCACUCAUACGGCGGCGUGGUUGCCUCCAGUGCGGUAGAGGGCCUGGCAAAGGCAGAUCGCGAAACAGCUGGUCAGAACGGCGGUGUUGUUAGAAUUGCUUAUAUGGCUGCCUUUGUCCUUGAUAAAGGCCAAAGCCUGCUGGGUAUGCUCGGUGGCCAGUAUCUGCCUUGGAUGGAGGUGAAGGAUGACUAUGUUUACUGCAACGCUGGAGCUGAAGCUGCUAUGCAUGACUUGACGCCAGAAGAGCGACAAAAGUGGUCGUCCGAGCUGGUGCAUACCUCACGCGCUGUCUUUUCUGGAGCCUCCACAUACGAACCCUGGCAUCGAAUUCCUUCCGCUUAUGUUCUCUGCGAGGAGGACCUAGCGCUUCCGCUUCUGUUCCAGGAGAUGAUGGCCGCUAAGCUUGAAACUGACCUCACGUAUCGACUCAAAAGCUCUCACUCGCCGUUUUUGAGUAUGCCAGAUAGUCUGACUGACGUUCUGGAGGAUCUGGUUAGCAGAGUUUGAUCCGGCUGGAUAUGAGCCUAAAGACAAGGUCGACCGGCAGUGUUCUCUGAGUAGGUAACCCAACUUCAGAUGCAUGAAAUGGCUCUGAGCCUUGUUAGGGCAGUUGAGCCAUCCUGGAUAUAUAUAGUUCGCAUAAAUAGAAAAUGGCUGUGCGCAAUCACUG
Aspergillus nidulans FGSC A4 is the source of this 1572-nucleotide messenger RNA. RefSeq names its product alpha/beta hydrolase. NCBI's taxonomy places the organism in Eukaryota, Fungi, Ascomycota, Eurotiomycetes, Eurotiales, Aspergillaceae. The record is from RefSeq and is a predicted model, not a curated record. The transcript has 2 exons. The coding region runs from base 672 to 1409 and encodes 245 amino acids.